AUGGAUGAUCAACUUAGCUCUUUAAUAUUAUGUCAAAAACAUAUAUAGGAAUUAUUCACUUUAAAUUAGAGAUUAGAAAAGAAAUUGGAACUACAGGAUAAUAAAAUAUCAUAAAUUUAAUUGUUGGUUGCUUAAAGAAAUGAGGAUCUGUUGUUGACCAUUGAAAAAUAUACUCCUCUUAAAAUAUUUAGAGAAGAAACAACCUAUUUGAGGAAUUUCUUAGAACAAAAAACUAAAGCCUUUUAAAAUCAAUUUGAUUAAUUACAAUAGUAUUAAAUCUUCUAAAAUAUGAAAGAUAAUAAACAAGACAGAUGCAGAUUUUGAAGGAAGAGAAUCAAUAACAUCAUUAAACUGCAGUAGAGAAAGUCUCAAGAACAACAAAUACAGUUUUGUUCCAGAUGGAAUAAGUUGAAAAGAAAAUUCAUUCAGAAACUGUAGUAAUGGUUGAAGAACUAACAAGAAAAUCAGCUGAAAUGGAGUAAAAUAUAAUGAAGUUGUUCCAAUAAAAAUAGAAAUUAUUAGAAAAAUUAGCAAUUAGUUAAGAAACAUCAAAUGCCAAAAUUAAUGUGUUUGAAAAUACAUUGAAUUAACAACUUUCUACUAUAUCUAAAAUACAAUAAACAGCCUAAAAAUAAACUCCAAAUCACAGUGUUAGAAAGUUAACUUUCGAUAAUGCUGAAGUUCCUAUUGAAUAUUUAAAAAGAUAAGAAGAUGUUCUUAAUUAUAUGACUGCAAGCAUCAAAAAUAUUGAAAAAAAGUUAGCAGAAACUGAAUAGAAACCUAAAUUAAAAAGAGAAUUAAGUUUUGAUUAAUUUUAAGUCCAGUGGUCACAAUAAAAACCUAAUCAUUAACAGCAUUCCUCAUUACCAGCUAGUUCAAUCAAACCUAUCUUAAUCAAAGAGGAAUAAAACAGUGAGUUAGCCUAAAAUAAAUCAUCUAGAAGUGAAUACGAAAAAUCUUCAAGAAGUGAAUUAGCAUAAAAUGUAGCUGAACCAUUGACUUCAGAGUUGAAAUCACCUGCCACUCAAUAAAAUAGAGACAUCUCCAAAAUGCCUCUCUUAAUCAAAACAUCUCCAAAUCCUAUCACUGCAAGUCCAAUACCUAAUUUUUAUGAUGAUGUUAGAAUGAAGUAGGAAUACGAGAAGAAAAUGCAAUAAAUAAAAAGCUAAGAGGAACAACAAAGAUAAUCGCGGAUCAAAUAAUAGCAAGAAUAUGAGAAAUAGCUAUAAAAUUUAAAGAAAUCUUAAUCUUAAUUAUCAGAUAGUUCAAUUAUAAAAAAUGAGAGUUAUUUCCUUAAGCAGGAUCAAUCACUCAAUAGAAACGACAGCCAGGAAAUAAUUAAAGUACAUAACAUCCAUAUUAUAGUCUUAAGGUGGUUUACGAUCGUUGAUGCAAAAAUCAAAAGAAAGAGAUUAACAACUUUAAACUUCUCAAUCAAAAUCAAAUUUAAAUCUUUCGAACUAAUAGAAGAAAUAUUCCUAACAGUAAUCUAAAGAACAAUUAGGCCCACUUAAGAAUUAAAAUGUAGCCACAGGGGGUAGAAAAUCUCGAAGUACAUCAUUUGCAUUUAAAUUUUUUUAGCCAGCCAAAUGAGAAACUUAGCUUAAUAAUAGAGACAUCAUUAGGAUCAAAGUGCUGAAGAAAUUGUUUACUAAUUAGAUGAGGAUGGGUAUCUUAUGGAUGAGAAUGGAAAUUAUUUAUUGGAUGAAAAAGGAAAUUACAUUUAAAUAUCUGACAAAGACUUGGAAGAGCUAAAGAAACAAAACUUAGUUAUUGAGUAGGAAUGAUUCAAUUAUUUAGUUAUUAUAUUAUUUCCAAUUAUAUUAAACUAACAAAUAUAGAGCAUUUCAUUUAAUUAUUGAAGAUAUUAAUAUUAUGAAUAAAUUCCUAAUUACAUUAGCAAGAAUACCAAAAUGUCAACCAAGAUUUGGAUUUGCAGACGUCUUGAAAGACAAGGAUAAAGGAGAUGAAAAAGUAUAUUUCACAAAAGAAGAUUGUAUUUAAUCAACUUAAUUUAUUUUAGAGAAGUUAAUGUAAAAAUUACUCAAGAAAAUGAAAGAAAAUAAUGAAAAGCCAAAAUCAUCAGGAAGUAAUGAUAAAGAAGACAAGGAAGAUUUGCAAGUAUUAGAUAUUAAUUAAUAUAGAAAAUAUUUUCCAGAUAUAAGAUUAAUUACACUGAUGCACUGAUUGAGGAAGUCUUAAAUUGGAAGAGAGGAGAUUGAUAUAUGAUAAAUAUAUAAAACAUAAGAAGAAUC
This is a messenger RNA of Paramecium octaurelia, 2255 nucleotides long. The record is from the annotation of a GenBank genome assembly. Lineage: Eukaryota; Ciliophora; Oligohymenophorea; Peniculida; Parameciidae.